Molecule: messenger RNA, 3315 nt
Organism: Aedes aegypti (yellow fever mosquito)
Lineage: Eukaryota; Metazoa; Arthropoda; Insecta; Diptera; Culicidae
Product: octopamine receptor beta-2R
Exons: 7
Coding region: 1081-2718 (545 amino acids)
Biological process (GO): adenylate cyclase-activating adrenergic receptor signaling pathway
Cellular component (GO): membrane
Molecular function (GO): octopamine receptor activity
Source: RefSeq, a predicted model, not a curated record
CGACGGUUUUUCGACAUUUCGUGGACGUCGUGUGUCUCAUCUUCUUUCCCUUGGUGGCUUUGGUUGGCUUGAAUGAGGGGUGGUUUUGGCUCCACGACGACGACGACGACGACAUCCACAGCGAUUGACUGGUGAGCUCCUAGCUCAGCCCGAGAUUGGCGACGCUCUUUGGUCCCAGUUCUAUUCGGUCAGCACUCGCAGUCUGUCGCGCAAAACUUCUCUACUAGGGCUCGGUGGACCUUCCGUGUGGUGUGACGGUGUCGCGUGCUAUUCAGCUUCCCAGCAAGCAAACGCGGGGACUCCUUGCAGAACGUUCAGGGGGUGGAGAGGUGGCCCUGAGUGUGUUUUCGGUGGGUGGUUUAAGAAGGAGGUGGUUGUGGUGCCGCGUCUCGCGUGUUUUGGGGGGGCUUUUCAUAUGCUCAUUCAAGGGAACGCAUAGUGUUGUGCCAACAUACAGAUCUUGACGAAAAUUGGGUGUUUGCGGGAAGGGAUAAAGGAACUUCCGGUUGUUCUUAUUUUUUCGGGAUAGUGUUUCGCAGAAGAGUGUUAGGGCAAUUGCGAAGACGAAGCGUUUGGGGUUGCUGUCAUCGAUUUACGGCACUACGAAGAAAUUAGCUGUAUUUUGUGUGGUGAUUGAUAAAAGCAGAGGUUGCAAGGUGAUUGGAGAGAAGAGGCUCCACUAGGAGGAGCGAAGAAGCAUGCUGUGAACUAAAACAGACAUGGAAUCACUUGUGCGGCGGUUUUACGGUUUUCCACAGACAGUGCUUGAAAUGUAAUUAAUUUCGCAAAUUUCGUUCGUGUUCCAGCCCGGUACCAGCUGGGUGCUCACUUGGUAAUCGCUGAAUCCAUCUAGCAAUAAAUGCCGAAUUCCCCGUUUGAAUAGCCUACAUCAAAUUAGCAAACGCAAAGCAAAUUCGAAAAGUGGUGGUUGUGAAAAGUUAUAAGAUUAGUUAACUACGUCCACGUGUGUGUGUGUGCCCGUGUGUUGACCUCGUCGAUGUUCGUUUGUUAAUUAGAGUCCCAAUUAGUGGUCGUUGGAGGUGUGCAAGCGAACAAGAGUCGGAUCAGUUCGCCCGUUGUAUGAUGAAUCCUUCCAAUGACGACCUACCGAAAUACAUGUACUCAGCGGCAGCGGCAGCAGUUUCCUCUUCCUUCUCGUUGGCCUCCAGUUCGGGAAGUGCACACAGCCAAGAGGGUCAUUCUUCCUUCGGAGGAGGCAGCAACUCCACCGGUGGUACUUCGCUGUUCUUCAAUGGAAGUGGCGCGGCACUGGCUUCGGCGGCGGCUAAAGCGGCCGGUUCGUCGACGAUUUUCACAGUCGGAGCUAGUGCAGUUCCUGGCCGUGCGGGUGAUCCUGGAGGACCGGGUGAUCCAACGGGGAAUCACGUAAUCUUCCAGGGCUACAGCACCAGUUCACCGACUUCGUUGGAUAUGACGACCGUCGGAAGCGAUGCAGUUAUGGACGAUUGCUGUGGUGCGGCUGCUGCCAGUGGCGAGUGGCUGGACGUGCUGCUGCUGGUGCUGAAGGCAUCGAUCAUGAUGUUCAUCAUCGUGGCGGCCAUUUUCGGCAACCUGCUCGUCAUCAUAUCGGUUAAGCGACAUAGGAAACUAAGAGUUAUAACAAAUUAUUUUGUGGUAUCGUUGGCCAUGGCAGACAUCAUGGUUGCGAUGAUGGCCAUGACAUUUAAUUUCAGUGUACAAAUUACGGGAAGUUGGAAAUUUGGAUCCUUCAUGUGUGACGUGUGGAACAGUUUGGAUGUGUACUUCUCGACCGCCAGUAUACUGCAUCUGUGCUGUAUUUCGGUGGAUAGGUAUUAUGCGAUAGUGAAACCACUUAAGUAUCCCAUAAGCAUGACUAAGCGAGUCGUGGCCAUAAUGUUACUCAAUACCUGGAUAUCACCAGCACUGUUGUCAUUCGUACCGAUCUUCGCCGGUUGGUACACCACGGACAAGCACAAGGAGGACGUGCUGAACAACCCGGACAGCUGUUUGUUCAUCGUGAACAAACCGUACGCCGUCAUCUCCAGUUCGAUCUCGUUCUUCAUCCCCUGCACGAUCAUGGUGUUCACCUACUUCCAGAUAUUCCGCGAGGCCAACCGACAGGAGAAGCAGUUGGCCAUGCGCCAAGGGACUGCCAUGCUGAUGCACCAGCACAACGCCGGUGGCGGAGGCGUAGGAGGAACCGGAUCGGGAAGUGCCGGAGGAGGGCGUACGAACGGCGAAGCCCUCAGCGGAUCCGGCUCGUCCCGGACGCUCACCAUGCACGAGGUGGAUGCCGAACAGACGCCCACCAAGGAUCGACAUCUGAUCAAAAUGAAACGAGAACAUAAGGCUGCACGAACGCUCGGAAUCAUCAUGGGAACGUUUAUCCUCUGUUGGCUUCCGUUUUUUCUAUGGUACAUAAUCACGUCGCUCUGCGACGAAUGUCCCAAUCCGGACAUCGUGGUGGUCCUAGUUUUCUGGGUCGGCUACUUCAACUCGACGUUGAACCCGCUGAUCUACGCCUACUUCAACCGGGACUUCCGGGAAGCGUUCCGAAACACGCUGGACUGCAUGUUCUGCGCGUGGUGGCGCCGGGAAACGUCCCCGCUGGACAUCAACGUGCGGAGGUCCAGCUUGCGAUACGACUGCCGAGCGAGGAGCGUCUACUCGGAGAACUACCUCCGAUCGACGACGCAGAAUGACCGGCUCAACAGCGAGAUCGGCGAGAGUCUCUAAUGUCUUCUGCCUGCAUCGUCCGGGACGUCUCGGGACACCAUCGGCACUACGGUUAUCAUGCAUCAGAGUCCCCAUCUGUCGUCAUCGAAGCAGGAGGAGUGCAGUGCGGUCUAGAGAGGGAUGGGUGUGUGGAUUGGUGUGAUCGGAGACGUCUUCGGUUCGGUGAGGGCCAAGGCUGAACAAAAUACCAAAAAGUAGAUCAAUACACGAAGCUAGGCUAAGCUAUUUAUUUAUUUUUUUAAUAGUGUAGUUGUGAUAGAACUGUGCGGGUGACAGUGUUGCCACUUAUGUUAGGUGCGUAUCCGUUGUGACUAAUUCAAAUUGGAUAAUAAUAGGUGAACUGGAUGGAAACACUGAUAGAGAAGUGUGAGCGAAUGCGCAGGUAGAGUGCUAGGAAGAGUUUCAAACACUUGGUAGUGUGAUAGCCAACGUUAGUAUCGUAGUAGAUAACUAUACUUGUAGAUUAAAUGAGACAUUCAAUUAUAAUGCCAGGAAAAAUGUACUUCGAUUCGAAGAAAUGGGAGAAAAUGACGUUUGUUCGGUCUACGAGGAUAGAGCAUCGCGAAAGGAAGACAGAUUUCAUCAAUGCAGUGGUUA